GAGCGCGCUGGUGCUGAUGCAGGAUGGCUGGGCGCGCCGGAGCCGGGCAGCUCUGAGCCGGGCGAGGCUCGCUCCUCGCGCAUCGCCUCUGUGGCCCGCCGCGUGGUCGUCGGCAGGUGGGCCGGGGGUGCAGGGCCUGGCAGAGCGGGGUCUGCAGCCGGCGGGGCCGGAGGCCGGGUGGGGGGCUGCCCGCCUUCCCGGGCUCGGAGCGGCUGGAGCUGGCCGGCCGGCCGAGUUCGCGAUGACCUGCUGAGAGGCGCCGGUGGGAAGCUGCAGGAGGCGGCCGAGCUGCGGGCGGUGCGGUCGCGGCCUCCUUCCACCCAGCAGCGCCCAGCCGGCCCCCCACCCAUCCCCGCGUCCCCUCCCUACAGUCGGCCGCGAUGGCGGAUCCAGCCGAAUGCAGCAUCAAAGUGAUGUGCCGGUUCCGGCCCCUCAACGAGGCCGAGAUCCUCCGAGGGGACAAAUUCAUCCCCAAAUUCAAAGGCGACGAGACCGUGGUGAUAGGGCAAGGAAAGCCGUAUGUCUUUGACAGGGUGCUGCCGCCCAAUACGACCCAAGAGCAGGUUUACAAUGCUUGUGCGAAGCAAAUUGUCAAAGAUGUCCUUGAAGGAUACAAUGGGACGAUUUUUGCAUAUGGGCAGACUUCAUCAGGAAAAACCCACACAAUGGAGGGAAAGCUGCAUGACCCUCAGCUCAUGGGAAUCAUCCCCAGGAUUGCGCAUGACAUCUUCGACCAUAUCUACUCCAUGGAUGAGAACCUGGAGUUUCACAUCAAGGUUUCCUAUUUUGAGAUCUACUUGGACAAAAUAAGGGACUUACUUGAUGUGUCCAAGACAAACUUGGCUGUUCAUGAAGAUAAAAACAGAGUCCCAUAUGUAAAGGGGUGCACUGAGAGGUUUGUGUCAAGUCCUGAGGAGGUCAUGGACGUGAUAGAUGAAGGCAAAGCCAACCGGCACGUGGCUGUAACAAACAUGAAUGAACACAGCUCCAGAAGUCACAGUAUCUUCCUGAUUAAUAUUAAACAAGAGAAUGUAGAGACUGAAAAAAAACUCAGUGGGAAGCUUUAUUUGGUUGAUUUGGCUGGAAGUGAAAAGGUCAGCAAAACUGGUGCCGAGGGAGCUGUUCUGGAUGAAGCUAAAAAUAUUAACAAAUCUUUGUCUGCUCUUGGAAACGUGAUCUCUGCCUUGGCAGAAGGGACAAAGACACAUGUGCCGUACCGAGACAGCAAGAUGACGCGGAUUCUCCAGGACUCACUGGGUGGCAACUGUAGGACCACAAUCGUCAUUUGUUGUUCUCCUUCUGUCUUCAAUGAGGCCGAGACCAAGUCCACGCUGAUGUUUGGACAGAGAGCUAAGACCAUCAAGAAUACAGUCUCUGUGAACUUGGAACUGACAGCAGAAGAAUGGAAGAAGAAGUAUGAGAAAGAGAAAGAGAAGAACAAGACUUUGAAGAAUGUCAUCCAGCACUUGGAGAUGGAGCUUCACAGGUGGCGGAAUGGCGAAGCUGUGCCUGAGGACGAACAGAUCAGUGCUAAGGACCAGAAGAACCUGGAGCCGUGUGACAACACCCCCAUCCUGGACAACAUCACUCCCGUGGUCGCAGGCAUCUCUAUGGAAGAGAAGGAGAAAUAUGACGAGGAGAUCUCCAGUCUCUACCGGCAGCUGGACGAUAAGGAUGAUGAGAUCAACCAGCAGAGCCAGCUGGCUGAAAAGCUGAAGCAGCAGAUGCUGGACCAGGAUGAGCUUUUAGCUUCCACAAGACGAGACUAUGAGAAGAUCCAGGAGGAGCUGACGCGUCUGCAGAUUGAAAAUGAGGCAGCCAAAGACGAGGUGAAGGAAGUUCUGCAGGCCCUGGAGGAGCUGGCCGUCAACUAUGACCAGAAGUCCCAGGAAGUGGAGGACAAGACCAGGGCGAAUGAGCAGCUGACAGAUGAGCUGGCCCAGAAAACGACUACGUUAACAACGACACAGCGAGAGCUGAGUCAGCUACAGGAGCUUAGCAACCACCAGAAAAAGAGGGCGACGGAAAUCCUGAAUUUGCUGUUGAAGGAUCUGGGGGAAAUUGGUGGAAUUAUCGGCACCAACGAUGUGAAGACUUUGGCAGAUGUGAAUGGAGUCAUUGAGGAGGAGUUCACCAUGGCUCGUCUGUACAUCAGCAAAAUGAAGUCCGAGGUCAAGUCCCUGGUGAACCGCAGCAAACAGCUCGAGAGCGCCCAGAUGGACUCCAACAGGAAGAUGAACGCCAGUGAGCGGGAGCUGGCCGCCUGCCAGCUGCUCAUCUCACAGCACGAAGCCAAGAUCAAAUCUCUGACAGACUACAUGCAGAACAUGGAACAGAAGAGGCGGCAGCUGGAAGAGUCCCAAGACUCGCUCAGUGAAGAGCUGGCCAAGCUCCGAGCCCAAGAAAAGAUGCAUGAAGUCAGCUUCCAGGACAAGGAGAAGGAACACCUGACACGGCUGCAGGAUGCUGAGGAGAUGAAGAAGGCCCUGGAGCAGCAGAUGGAGAGCCAUCGGGAAGCUCACCAGAAGCAGCUGUCCAGACUGCGAGAUGAAAUCGAAGAGAAGCAGAAAAUCAUUGAUGAGAUUCGGGAUUUGAAUCAGAAACUGCAACUGGAACAGGAACAGCUCAGCUCUGAUUAUAACAAGCUGAAAAUAGAAGACCAAGAGAGAGAGAUGAAACUGGAAAAGCUCCUGUUGCUUAAUGAUAAAAGGGAACAAGCCCGGGAAGACCUGAAAGGGCUGGAGGAGACGGUGUCUCGAGAACUGCAGACUCUUCACAAUCUCCGGAAGCUCUUUGUCCAGGAUCUGACCACUCGCGUGAAAAAAAGUGUGGAGCUGGACAGCGACGACGGAGGGGGCAGUGCUGCCCAGAAGCAGAAAAUUUCCUUUCUGGAGAACAACCUGGAGCAGCUCACCAAGGUGCACAAGCAGUUGGUUCGUGACAAUGCAGAUCUGCGCUGUGAGCUGCCCAAGCUGGAGAAGCGGCUGCGUGCCACCGCUGAGCGCGUCAAGGCCCUGGAGAGCGCACUGAAGGAGGCCAAGGAGAAUGCCAUGCGUGACCGCAAGCGCUACCAGCAGGAGGUGGACCGCAUCAAGGAGGCUGUGCGCGCCAAGAACAUGGCCCGGCGAGCCCAUUCGGCCCAGAUUGCCAAACCCAUCCGCCCUGGACACUACCCGGCUUCGUCUCCAACGGCUGUCCAUGCCAUCCGAGGGGGAGGCGGCAGCUCUUCAGGCUCUGCUCAUUAUCAGAAAUAAACAGA
Molecule: messenger RNA, 3259 nt
Organism: Ochotona princeps (American pika)
Lineage: Eukaryota; Metazoa; Chordata; Mammalia; Lagomorpha; Ochotonidae
Gene: KIF5C
Product: kinesin family member 5C
Exons: 25
Coding region: 381-3254 (957 amino acids)
Biological process (GO): microtubule-based movement
Molecular function (GO): ATP binding; microtubule motor activity; microtubule binding
Source: RefSeq, a predicted model, not a curated record